GUUUUUCGGUCAGCAGUGAGAGAGUCCUGACUGUGUAGGCUACUGCAACAUGUUCCAACUCACUGUGAGGGAGUUGUCUGUUUCACUCACUGCCUAUCGCUCGGAUUAGUUUAGGUAGUGUUAUGAUAUGUGUAUAGGGGAGCAAAACGGAGAAGACUAAAGAAUGUGAGCCGAUGUGCAUCUGUACACUUUGACCGCGUCUCCAGCUGAGACUACCCGACAGACCCUGAGUCCUUCACGAUGGUGUUGCCCGUGGCCCACUCGUCGAGGCUAAAGUAUGUGUCUCUGGGGGUGUUGGUGUGGCAGACCACCUCUCUGGUGCUCACCAUGCGCUACUCCCGCACCCUGAAGGAGGACGGCCCGCGCUACCUGGCCUCAUCCGCUGUGGUGUCAGCCGAGGUGCUCAAAAUCCUUGUCUGCACCCUCAUCGUCUUCAUGGAGAACAAUUUCAGCAUGCGGCUGCUGAAGGAGGAGAUUGUGAACAAGCCCGUGGAGACCCUGAAGCUGGCCAUUCCUGCGGGGAUCUACACACUGCAGAACAAUCUGCUCUAUGUAGCCUUGUCCAACCUGGACGCAGCCACGUAUCAGGUUACGUACCAGUUGAAGAUCCUCACCACAGCACUGUUUUCUGUCUCCAUGCUGGGGAAAAGGUUAGGAUUCUACCAGUGGCUCUCCCUACUGUUCCUCAUGGCUGGAGUCACUCUAGUGCAGUGGCCCACAGAGUCUGAAGUGAACUCUGUGCAGGUGAUCCUGUCUGCAGGCUCUCAAUUUGUGGGGCUGAUGGCUGUGCUGACGGCCUGUUUGUCCAGUGGCUUUGCUGGAGUUUACUUUGAGAAAAUCCUCAAGGAGACUAAGCAGAGUGUGUGGGUCCGAAACAUACAGCUGGGUUUGUUUGGCUUUCUGUUUGGCAUUGUAGGAAUGACAGUUUAUGACGGCGAGAGGGUUAGAGAAUCAGGAAUGUUUCAGGGUUACAACACCAUCACAUGCACAGUUGUUGCCUUACAGGCUCUGGGCGGGUUGGUGAUAGCGGUGGUCAUUAAAUAUGCAGACAACAUCCUCAAAGGUUUCGCCACCUCUCUGUCUAUCAUCGUGUCCACACUCAUGUCAUACUUCCUGUUGGAGGACUUCAACCCUACAAUUUUAUUUUUCAUGGGCGCAAUGCUGGUUAUUGCUGCCACAUUUCUCUACAGCAACGAGCGCAAACCUGCUAACGGCAGCGCCAUCAAAGUCUAAACUGUGACUUCUGUGAAGUGUGCUACAAGACAGGACUCCGAAUGUUGAAAACCUGAUAGACCCUUCCGGACUCUAUGAUCCGUGGCAUUGAGUAUGGCGCCAUACUCAAUGCCACGCGCGUGCGGAAAAUAUUCAACGGGGUAUUUGGAAGUGAUACAACCUGGCAGUGCCAAACAUCUACAAAUGGAGGCUGCUGGGGCUGUAUGUUCUCUAUCAGUUUCCUGACGAAAUGGUGCUUUGCACAAAAGAUAAAUACCUUUUUCCUAGUGAAUACUAACGGGAAGUAAGCCCAAGGUGGAGAUAACUUGUGGACAGACACUGGCAGUAAAACUCACAUACUGUCUGCACAACUAGUGUUCGGGAGUUACUUGUUACAUGUAUUUAUUUAAUUAAAUAACAAAAUUAAUGUAAUUGUAAUCUAACAAUUACUAAGAAAGACACAUUUAUUUCAUAAAUUAGUUUUAAAAUGUUGUUGAUUACUAAGGUUGCAUUCCAUUAUAUUAUUCAUGGUAAGAAGCUUAUACUGUAUCAUUAAUUUGAUAUGGUCUAAUCUUAUUUCAAAUCAAAUUAAAGAACUUUAAACCUUUGUUGUAAGAGUGGUAAAGGGAACAGUGUCGGGACAUUUACAAUGAUUGAGUGUUUUGAGGACUUUUUUUGCUUUAUUACCCAGUUUAAAAAAUGUUUUAGAAAAGUGAUCUAAUGUUGUAAAUAAAAUACUUUGCUAUCGAAAUUAGUAAUUACGUAUUGCAUCUUAAACAUAAUACAUUUCUAAAGUGAUCUCACCGAGAGUGUGAAUGACAGAGUAAUAGUAAUGGAAAUGAUCUGUUAAUGCAAUUUACAGAGAUUAUUACGAUUAAAACAUGUUUUGUGUCUGUAAACCUUUAUUUUAUAUAUAUAUAAAUAUACCGGUAAUGUAUUUAAAUGUAAUGGGAUGAAGGGAAAGGGGUUUAUUAUUAAACAAAAAGUGUAUUCAUGAUGCUUACAGCUCCGGCCUCAGAGGGAAGAAACUCCUCGACAGAGCUUCCAUCUAGUGGUGGAAUGAGGAGAAACCUGCUGCAGAGAGGAGGGGGUGCCUCUGGUCAAAGAUGCUGAAUGUCCUUUUUUUUAAAAAAUGAAAUGAGAUAAGAUGGGACAUGGCUGGGUUGACCUUGCUGCUCACAGUCUGAGUAUUUCAAUCAAUAGCACUCAUACUGAUCUAAAUGAAAUGCAAAAUAGAGGUCUUUGUGCGAGAACAAAUGAAUAAAUUA
Messenger RNA from Eleginops maclovinus (Patagonian blennie), 2480 nucleotides. It is a transcript of the gene slc35a3b, whose product is annotated as solute carrier family 35 member A3b. The transcript is spliced from 8 exons. Gene Ontology annotation, molecular function: UDP-galactose transmembrane transporter activity. The coding region runs from base 241 to 1233 and encodes 330 amino acids. Gene Ontology annotation, cellular component: Golgi membrane. Gene Ontology annotation, biological process: pyrimidine nucleotide-sugar transmembrane transport. The record is from RefSeq and is a predicted model, not a curated record. NCBI's taxonomy places the organism in Eukaryota, Metazoa, Chordata, Actinopteri, Perciformes, Eleginopidae.